Messenger RNA from Pseudozyma hubeiensis SY62, 375 nucleotides. Its product is annotated as 26S proteasome non-ATPase regulatory subunit 1. The transcript has 2 exons. The record is from RefSeq and is a predicted model, not a curated record. Bases 1 to 375 code for a protein of 124 amino acids. Lineage: Eukaryota; Fungi; Basidiomycota; Ustilaginomycetes; Ustilaginales; Ustilaginaceae.
AUGUCUUUCGAGAAGAUGAACUGCGACGAUGAAGGAUGCGAGUACCGCCGCGAUGCGUUGCCGUGGAUGGAUUGGAGAACGGCGUUGUUCGGCGUCACCGACAAGCGGCCUCCAUCUCGACAAGCAGCGAUGCAGCUCAGCAAUCCUCAUCUCCUGCUCAUUCGGAUGUUUCCGUACUGCACGUUCCCAACGCAACCUCUGAUAGUCUCUGUGAAGCCGCUCGACGGCUCAGAGUUCGAGUCACGACGUCACGACGCCUCAACCAUAAAAGCAACGGGCUUGCGAUGCGGCAUCGGCAGCACGGUUAUUAACAGCCAUGAUCCUCCAACGUUCAUCGCGUGCAGCGAUAAGACGGGCACCGCUGCUGCAUCGUAG